AUGGCCGACCCCACGUCAGCGCCCUCACUGGCAGAAUCAAUCGAUGCGUCCAUUGCUAGUUUCUUCGCUUCACACAACCCUCUAACAUAUCUCUUGCUCGCCAUAAUUACUGGCAUCCUCGUCUACCCGCUCAUUGUCGGCCAAGACCCGGACAUCCACCCAUUUCUCCUCGCUCGCCAAUCCUCAGCCGCACCAAUUCGUAAUCCGAAGGAAUCUCCAGUCUACCGAGCACUCGACGUGCCACACGGCUACCCUUUGCGCAACGCACUCGGAGUCAAGGACAUCGGCGCACCGAAAUGGACUUCUGGCAGACGCGGCGAUCUUCGUGAUGUCUUGGCGCGAGCGGUGUCCGGGCCGCUCAAUGCUGAGUCCACUGCUCACGAUGCGAGUAAGGUCGGCAAAGUGUGGACACUGUCCGGCAAGGACAAGUCCACCCCGACGGAGAUGAAGGAGCUAAUGAGAAUGGUCAAGACGCUUGGAAGCUUUGCCAAGGACAAGGCUGGUGCGGAUGGCAAGGUUGCUGUGUGCUUGAGCAACAGUGUUGAGCUACUUGCCAGCAUUUUCGCCGCCGCAUUCUACGACUACGAAGUGGCCAUCAUCCCGACUGGCCUCCCUCAAAACCAGACCGACAAUCUCCUCGCUCAGACCAACCCGAACAUCCUCAUCGCCGAAGCCGGCGAGCUAGACCUCACGACCGCCCUCCCCAAAUGCGGGACAUCUCUCAAGGAACUCAUCCUCAUCGCCAAGCCCGACAGCAAGCACAUGGACUGGGCGUCCACCCCGACCCCCAAAGGCGUCUCCGUCACCACCUGGGAUGACCUUCUCUCCUCCAGCUCCGCCACCUCCGACAUUCCCUCCAUCGAAAAGGACGCUCCCAAACCGAAGCCUCUCAGCACCUUCACCUCAACUACCUCCGGCUUAUUCACCCUCACGACAUUUACCUCAGACAACCUCAUCGCUGGCACCGCCGCCCUCCUAACCUCCCUCCCCCGCACUCAACCCCUUUCGCCCACCGACACGCUCCUUCCCACCACCUCGAUCUCCAACCCUUACACACUGACGUGGAUCCUCGCCGCGCUAUACAGCAACGCCUCCAUCGCCCUCAACUCCGUCUCUGGCCCCAACGUCGACCUCUUCGCCACUACAGCUUCCUUCCAGCCUACCAUCCUAGUCACCUCACCCGGCACCCUCCAGAAGUACCUGACAAACUACACGAAGACUGGUCUAGGACCAUCCCGGUUCACGAAAUUCUUCCACCGCCGCAGCCUCCGCCAGGGUAUCAUGCCCAGCCGCAAGCCGAUUCCGGACCUUGGCGGCGGAAAAGACGCCGUGUUCCUGGUCAUGGAGCUCGCUGCCCUCUCGAAACUCCGCGCUGUUUUCGUCGGGCACGACACGUCAGCGGAUAAAGCCAACUCCCUCACUAGCAGCGAUCUGGAUAGCUUGAGGACAGAGCUGGGCGUAAAGAUCAGCUACGCGCUUACCUCCGGACAAGUGGCGGGCGCGGUGGCGCAGGGGAAUCUGCAUGACUAUCGGGAUAAAGGGGAGAAGGUGGUUUGCGUGGGCGCGCCGGCGGGGAGUGUGGAGAUUAAGUUGGUGGGGGAUGAUGAUGGGGUCGUGGGGAGGGGGAGGGGCGGUGAGGGAUUCAUUGUCGUCAAUGGUCCGGCGGUCGCGGGCGAGAAGGGCGAGGUGCAGCUUGAUGUCAAGGCUAAGAUUGAUACUGAUCAUACCUUGUUGUUGUUGUGA
Cyphellophora attinorum is the source of this 1743-nucleotide messenger RNA. RefSeq lists its product as uncharacterized. Gene Ontology annotation, cellular component: endoplasmic reticulum; membrane. The record is from RefSeq and is a predicted model, not a curated record. NCBI's taxonomy places the organism in Eukaryota, Fungi, Ascomycota, Eurotiomycetes, Chaetothyriales, Cyphellophoraceae. The transcript has 3 exons. The coding region runs from base 1 to 1743 and encodes 580 amino acids. Gene Ontology annotation, molecular function: long-chain fatty acid-CoA ligase activity.